AUGUAUCGAAACACCAUUAACUCGCUAUUUUGCGCUGGUUUCGCCUCUUCCGCUGCAACCUCCAACAUCAACAGUACAUUCGACUGGGAUUAUGCCGUUGGAAAGGCUAAUGAUGUUCUGGCCGAACUCACGGUCGAAGAGAAAACUGCUGUCGUUACUGGUGCGAACCCUUUGACUGGACUUGGAUGCAUCGGUAGCAUCGGCGCAAUCCCACGUCUCAACUUCUCUGGAAUUUGUUACUCAGACGGAUCAUCUGGCGUGAACCGCGCCGAUCUUACCAGCGUCUUUCCAGCUGGAUUGACGACUGCCGCAACAUGGGAUCCGGAUUUGAUGUAUCGACGUGCCGUAGCCUUGGGCGAAGAGUUCAAAGCGAAAGGCAUGCAUGCCUGCCUUGGUCCCGUUGCUGGUCCGCUUGGGCGCCACCCACUGGGCGGUCGUGUGUGGGAAGGGUUCUCUGCAGACCCUUUUCUCACUGGCAUCGCCAUGGACCACUCUAUUCGAGGCUUGCAAAGCACCGGUGUUCAGGCAAUCGCAAAGCACUUUAUUGGCAACGAGCAAGAGACGCAAAGGACGAAUGUGACGCUUCCAGAUGGAUCCAAUAUCGACGCAGUUUCGUCUAAUAUAGAUGAUCGCACUCUCCAUGAGCUGUACCUGUGGCCGUUCAUGGAUGCUGUUCAUGCGAAGACAGCUGCAGUAAUGUGUAGCUACAACCGUUUCAAUCAGACAUACCUUUGCGAGCACUCCAAGCUCUUGACUGGCAUCCUCAGAGAAGAGCUGGGGUUUGAGGGCUAUACCGUCUCCGAUUGGUAUGCUACGCAUUCAACUGCCGCCUCCAUCAACGCUGGUCUGGACUUGGAGAUGCCUGGCACAACCGUGCCCGGACAAGGCGUUUCUUGGUUCGGAGACCACGUCAAGACAGCCGUUGAUGAUGGCAGUGUUUCAACAGAUAGGCUGGAUGAAAUGGUCCGUCGAAUCUUGACCCUUUACUACCUACUGGGACAAGACGACAGCAGCUUCCCGAGUCUCGACCCCUCAAGCCUCUCUGUCAUUGCAUCUCAGUAUCAACAAGACUUGGGCGAUCUCGUCGCCAACCCACCCGCAAGAGACGUUCGAGGUGACCACGCGAAGCUCAUUCGAGAAAUCGGGGCUGCAGGGGCUGUGCUGUUGAGGAAUGUCAACGGCACGCUGCCGCUCACCAACCCUCAGAAUAUUGGAGUCUUUGGUAAUGAUGCUGGCGACUUGACUGACGGUCUCGUCUAUCAAGACCCCCCUGCGACAAACGUAGGCUUCGAGUACGGAACUUUGGACAUUGGCGGGGGCUCCAGCAGCGUUCGACACACGUACGUGGUAACACCACUGGAUGCCAUCAAGGAGCGCGCCAAGGACAUCGGUGCCCGUGUGCAGUAUAUCCUCAACAACGAUCGCCUCGCCGCUGGUGACUUCCACAGCAUCUAUCCCACACCCGAUGUCUGCAUUGUCUUCCUCAAGACGUUUGCUGCGGAGGGUUUCGAUCGAGUCUCAUUUGAAGCGGAUUGGAACUCUACAUCGGUGGUCACACAGGUUGCAAAUAUGUGUAACAACACUGUAGUGGUCACUCAUUCUGUCGGCAUCAACACCAUGCCAUGGGCAAGUCAUCCCAAUGUUCGCGCGAUUAUCGCUGCCCAUCUACCUGGCGAGCAAACCGGCAACUCAAUUGCGGAUGUCCUCUGGGGCGAUGUAAAUCCGUCCGGCAGACUGCCAUACACCAUACCUGCCGCCGAGGAGGAUUACAACAUUCCCAUCACUAACCUCACCAGCGAUGAGGUGACCUCGCCUGACGCCUGGCAAUCCAACUUUACUGAAGGGUUGAUGAUUGAUUAUCGCCACUUCGACGCAAUGGAUAUUAAACCUUUGUACGAGUUCGGGUUUGGGCUCAGCUACACCACAUUUGAGCUGGAGUCAGAUCUUUCCGCAGAGCUUCUGGCAGACGCGGUGCCAGAGCCGGCUCGCGCGAGCAAUCAGUCGUCUAUUCCCCUCGGCGACCUUUUCGCGCCAGUUGCCAACGCGACGGUACAAGUGUCCAACACCGGCAACCGAGGCGGCGCAGCCGUUGUGCAGCUAUACAUGUCGAUGCCCAGAGACUCGGCGCCUCCUGGUACCCCUAUCAGGGUUCUCCGGGGGUUCUCCAAGGUCGAACUUGGUCCAGGAGAGAUCCGCGAUGUCGCUUUUGAGUUGAAUCGCAGAGACCUCAGUUUUUGGGAUACUAGUGCUCAGACAUGGCGCAUCCCAACGGGCAAGUUCCAACUCGACGUUGGUUUUAGCUCCAGGAACCUGCCAAAAUCAGCCGAGCUGUACAUUCUCAACCCUGAGAAACAUGCGCCGCUUGCGCAUGCCCCGGCAGCAGCAGCAGCAGCAGCGAUAGUAGACCGAACCGCAGCAACGGCCCUGCCUGCGGCCUUGACAGGUACCUCGAAAGGAGGGGGGAGUACACCAACGAAACCAUCUGCCACGGGGGAGAGAACAGAUUAUUCCGCCGCACAGGAGCAGUACGAGCUCGCCGAUUACUCGCACAUUCGGGCGCGCCAGGAGCUUCAAGACAAAGAGGCGAGGCGAGCUACAAAGUACACCACCAAGCUCGCUGAGCUCGAAGAGGCAUUCGAAAUGAAGUUCGCUCAUUCUAUCCAGUUCAAUGCUGUGCCGGACUGGACCAGCCAUUACAUCGCCUACAGCAACCUCAAGAAGUUAAUCUACCAGCUCGAGAAGACAGUCCAUCAGUCUAGCGCACAGAAUGGGGACGCCGAGUCGAGACCCCUGAUACAGUCCGAGGACCCAGACGCCGUUUUCAAGCGUGCGCUGGACGUCGAGCUCGAGAAGAUCAGCUCCUUUUACCAGCUCAAGGAGAGGGAGCUCAACGACGACGUGAACGACCUCCUACGUGACAUCGGGGAUUUCGAAUCGGAGGAAGAUGAGGACAACGAUAGGCCCGUGACACGGAGCGCCAACGGGCCAAGUCGGCAGAUGGACCGAGCUCGGCAGGGCCGUCGCCCGAGCUCACACAGCCAGCACUCGACCGAGGAUGGCGUGGAGGACAGUGACGAUGAUGAAGACGGCGACGAGACCACGGCGCUCACUGCGCCCACCUCACGGAAGCGCCGCGUGAGCUUGCUCGGCGGACGGCGGAAGUCGCUGGCCGGUCCAGCGACGGAUUUGACGGCGUCCACGGAACUGACCCGAUCGCGGCGGCUGAGCCUAGGCUACGAUGACUACGAGCAGGCCGUCGUGUACUCGGGCGGGAUCAUGCUGAAAAAGCGCAUUAUCUCUCUCUACGUGCAGCUAUGCGAGCUGAAGAGCUUCGUCCAGCUGAACAAGACUGGGUUCAGGAAGGUGCUCAAGAAGUUCGACAAGAUCCUCGACCGCAACUACAGGCCACUGUACAUGGACAAGUACGUCGAGCCGGCGUACCCGUUCCAGCACGGCACAUUGAGGGGACUCGAGGAGACCAUCUCCAAGAUGGAGAAGGCCUACACGGACAUCGUGACGAACGGUGACUAUGAGGCCGCCAAAAAAGACCUACGGUCUCACCUCCGUGAGCACGUCGUGUGGGAGCGCAACACCGUGUGGAGAGAUCUCAUCGGCAUAGAGAGGCGCGCCGAGGCAGCCAGUCUCGGCCAGACGCUGUUGGGCACCGGCGGCAAGCCGCUCAAGACACGGUUGCAAGGAGACGAUGAGCAGUUCCCUGAUACUAAGGAGAUCUCAACGCCGAUCGGCAGGUUCACGUGCCCGGUAUGGCUCUUCAGCUCGGGCAUGUUCUUCCUCCUUACUGCUCUGGUCGUCUUCUUCGUCUUGCUGUUCAUCCCGAUCAUGACGAAGCCGGAGCAGCAGAAUUGUCUGGCCAUGCUGGUCUUUGUCAGUUUACUUUGGGCCACAGAGGCGAUACCUUUAUUUGUCACAUCCCUAAUGAUACCCUUCCUUUGCGUCGUCCUUAACGUGGUCGUAACAGAAAGCAAGCCGAGGGAGAGGCUUAAUUCCAAGGAUGCCACGGCCUACAUCUUUGCUGCGAUGUGGACUCCGGUCAUCAUGCUGUUGAUUGGUGGCUUCACGCUCGCUGCGGCUCUGUCCAAGUGCAAGAUCGACAAGCGCAUCGCGACAUUCGUUCUGGCCAAGGCCGGCACGAAGCCGAGCACAGUAAUUCUCGCGAACAUGUUGGUCGCUGCCUUCGCCAGUAUGUUGGUCAGCAAUGUUGCAGCUCCUGUUCUGUGCAUCUCUAUCAUCGAGCCUAUGCUACGAAACCUCCCCUCAGACUCCAACAUGUGCAAGGCCCUCCUGAUGGGAAUUGCGCUUGCAUCCAACAUCGGCGGAAUGCUCAGCCCCAUCGCAUCCCCUCAAAAUGUUGUCGCAAUGGGCAUCAUGGUGCCGGAGCCUGGGUGGGGCCAGUGGUUCUUUAUUGUUAUCCCUGUCGGCAUCAUCUCCAUCGUGCUCAUCUGGAUUCUGUUGUUGGUGACCUUCCAUCCCGGCCGGGGGACCACAAUCGUGCCCAUCCGCGAGCACAAGGAGAAGUUCACCGGCGUCCAGUGGUUUGUGACCAUCGUGACGGUCGCCACUAUAGCGUUGUGGUGCGCGAGCCACCAGCUCGAGGGCGUCUUUGGUGACAUGGGUGUCAUCGCGAUCAUUCCCAUUGUGCUGUUUUUCGGAGUCGGCAUCCUGACAAAGGAGGACUUCAACAACUUCCCCUGGACCAUCAUCAUCCUUGCCGCUGGUGGCCUAUCACUCGGCAAGGCCGUCAAAUCAUCCGGCCUGCUCGAUACGGUCGCGAUAGCCAUAUCCCACCGUGUCGAGGGCAUGAGCCUGUACGGCGUGCUAGUCGUGUUUUCAGCCCUUAUCCUCGUCAUCGCCACAUUCAUCUCGCAUACCGUCGCCGCUCUGAUCAUCCUGCCCUUGGUGUACGACGUGGGUGCAAGCAUGGAUGAGCCACAUCCCAACCUACUGGUCAUGGCUGGUGUGCUAAUGUGCUCUGCGGCAAUGGCGCUGCCGACGAGCGGAUUCCCCAACAUGACUGCCAUUAUGAAAGAGGACGCCACGGGUCAGAGAUACCUCCAGGUCAAGCACUUCAUCAGUAGGGGCGUGCCGAGCAGUCUUAUCACGCUCGUCGUUGUGGUGACGCUUGGUUACGGGGCGAUGAGAGUCAGUGGAAUCAUUCCGAGUCCCUGCUGCACGGCCAGCGGCGCACCGGUCGCAGCCAUGCUCUCCGCAUUCACAGCUCGGUCCAUCAUCGAGCUCAAGCAGAGGGACAAGUCCAAGAUAGAGACGAUACUUGCUUAUGGCGACCGCGUUCUCGUCGGCCUCAACACGGGCAGCCUACGUGUCUACCGCCUGAACGACCUCGAGCCUCCAUCACCACAAGUGAAACCUACCAAUGGAUCGUCCGCCUCCCAGGGCAACGCUGCUGUUGGGUUCGAUGCCGCCGUCCAACAGGCGCCGCCUCCCAGCGAGACCGCAGCGAAGGAGCCCGCUACGAAAGAGACCGCUACGAAGGGGCCGGCCGCUAAGAAGCCCACCGACCUUCUCCGCGAAGUCGAGAAGUUCUCCAACCGCGCAAUCGAGCAGCUCGCCAUCAUAAAGGAGGCUAGCACGCUGGUGUCGCUGUCAAACUACGCCAUCUCGCUGCACGACCUGCAAACCUACGAGCUCGUCGACGGGUGUGCACCGCUGCCCCGCACCAAGAAUGCCUCGUGCUUCGCCGUCACGAGCAACAUCGUGCGGGACACGGAGACGGGCAUCCCAGAGAUAAUCAGCCGGAUGGCCGUCGCGGUCAAGAGGAGGCUGCUUCUGUGGAGCUGGCACGAGAGCGAGCUGGCGCCCGACGUCGGCGAGGUGGUGCUGGCCGAGGCGAUACGGACGGUGACGUGGGCCAGCGCCACCAAGGUCGUCUGCGGCAUGAACUCAGGCUACGUUCUAGUAGACGUAGUGUCGCACGAGGCCGAGGACGUCGUCGCACCGGGCGCCAUCGCCGGUGGUCAGGGCAACCGAUUCGGGGCCAUGAGCAGUGCCGGCAUGGGCUACAUGGGCCUCGGGGGCUACGUCCCGCGGCCGCUCGCCACCAAGCUCGCCGACGGCCAGAUGCUACUGGCAAAGGACAUCAACACGCUGUUCAUUACAGACGAGGGCAAGCCGCUGCCCAACAAGCGGCAGAUCCCUUGGCAUAGCGCCCCCGAGAGCGUCGGGUACAGCUACCCCUACAUCCUGGCCCUGCAGCCGCCGGCCAAGGGCACCCUAGAGGUGCGGAACCCGGACACCCUGAACCUCCUACAGAAUAUCAGCCUCCCCGGGGCGGCCAACCUGCACUUCCCUCCACCAACGGUCAGCCUCGCGCAUGCGGGCAAGGGUUUCCAUAUCAGCAGCGACAGGGCGGUAUGGAAGAUGGACGCGACGGAUUACGACAGCCAGAUCGAGGAGCUAGUCAGCUCCGAAAAGUAUGACGAGGCGAUUAGUGUGCUGGGGAUGCUUGAGGAUGCGCUGCUCAAAGAUAAGACUGAAACAAUGAGGGAGGUCAAGAUGCUGAAGGCCGAGGUGCUGUUCCGCCAGAAGAAGUACCGCGAGUCUAUGGAUCUGUUCAACGAGGAUGCGGUGCACGCGCCGCCCGAGAGAGUGCUGCGGCUCUUCCCGAGAUCAAUUGCGGGAGACUUGUCCGGGCAUAGCGACGACAAGGACAGCGGCAGUGAGUCGGAGCCGGAUGAGACCAACGAGAAGUCGACUGAGCCACAGGAUGGUGAGCAUGCUAGUAAGGAUGCCGAUGCGGCUUCUACGGCUGCUGAGGAGACUUUGUCUCCGGCUACAAUGGGGUCAGGCUUUGCCAGAAUGCUCCUAGGACACCGCGGCAAAGCCAAAGACCCAGAGACAGCGUCGGUUGACUCAUCUGCGAAACGCGCAGUGGAUAAUGAUGACGCUGUGAGUGUCAAAAGUAAAUCGUCAAAAGCAGGCGAUGACAGCAAAACGCUAGAAGGCAAGGACUUGAAGGAGGCUGUGCUCGAGCUCCGAGGCUUCCUCGCUGGGACGCGCGCACGUCUCCAGCGUGUCCUGGACCCUGUCAGCGGCAAGCUCAAGACAAAGCUAUCACAGUCUGGCUCGAGCGAGGAGGCCCUGAAGAGCCUGAUCAGCACAACCGGCGCCAGGGACGUGUCGGAUGACGUGCUAGAGCAACAGCUCCAAGAGACGUUCAAGAUCGUGGACACGUGCCUGUUCCGCGCAUACAUGUUCUCUGCGCCGACGCUAGCCAGCUCGCUGUUCCGCAUCCCCAACUUCUGUGACCCGGACGUAGUCAACGAGAAGCUGGUGGAGCACGACAGGUACAACGAGCUUGUGGACUUCUUCUACGGCAAGCGGCUACAUCGGCAGGCGCUGGAGCUGCUCAAGCGAUUCGGCGAGGGCGAGGAGCCCGACGAGCGCGCACCGUCGCUACACGGCCCGGCCAGGACCGUCGGAUACCUGCAGAACUUGCCGCCUGAGAUGAUCGACCUGAUCCUUGAAUUUAGCGAGUGGGCGCUGCGUCGCGCUCCCGACAUGGCGAUGGAGAUUUUCCUUGGUGACACCGAGAACGCCGAGACGCUACCGCGCGAGCGGGUCGUGAGGUUCCUCGACGCCAUCGACACACGCCUCGAGGUCACAUACCUCGAGCACAUCAUCAAUGAGCUCAACGACCUCACGCCCGAGUAUCACGAGCGCCUGGUCGACCUGCUGGUGAAGCAGCUUAAGGGCAGCAGCGACCGGGACGCAGAGUGGGAGAUGGACAUGAUCAGGCUAAUCGGAUUCCUCAAGGGGUCGAGGCAGUAUAGCCUGACCCGGGCCUUCACGCUGCUGAAGGGCGAUGAUCCGGCUUUCUAUGAAGCCCAGGCUAUCGUCCUGAGCAACAUGGGCGAGGACAGACAGGCGCUCAUGAUCUACGUCUUCAAAAUGCAGGACUAUCACAAAGCAGAAGAGUACUGCAACCGUGUCCAUAUAUCCAAAGAAGUGCCCAAAGAAGUGUCUAGGCCGCCCUCCUCAGGGGCGACAGGUUCUCCUGGCGCAUUCAAAGCAAAUAAGCCCUCCCCGGUGUACGAGGAGAAGAAGGACGAAUCAGGCCCGUCCAUCUACCAGACCCUGCUGUCACUGUACCUCAACCCGCCGCCGCCAAACAAGCCAAACCUCCCACCGGCGCUGAGCCUUCUGUCUAAGCAUGGCUCGCGCCUCCCCGCCGCGUCCACGCUGUCCCUGAUCCCGGACACGCUACCGGUGUCGGACCUAGUCUCGUACUUCCAGGGCCGCAUCCGCUCGGCCAACUCGGCCGUCAACGAGAGCCGCAUAAUUGCGGGGCUGCGGCAGACGGAGCUGGUGGCCAGCCAGGCGCUGCUGCUACUGGGCGACGGCGUGCCUGGAGGCCAGGGCGGGCGCAACCGAAGGGUGAUCAUCAGCGACGAGAGGGUGUGCGGCGUGUGCCACAAGCGGCUGGGCGGCAGCGUCGUCGCGGCGCUGCCCGAUAACUCGGUGGUGCAUUAUGGGUGCCUCAACCGGAGCGAGAGGGCCUUCUCGUCGGCAGUCGGGAGUGCGGGCGCGGGCACCGGCAUGAGCGAGAGCGUGCGUAGGGCGUCGACUUGGUCCAACGCCUCGAGCUGGUCCAACCCGCCCAUGAGCACGACGACUGGGCCUUGGAAGACUGGGAGGAGCGGCGGAGGUUGGGGUGCUCCUCCUUCGCGCGGGGGGUUCGAUGGUUGA
Messenger RNA from Diaporthe amygdali, 8724 nucleotides. Its product is annotated as SPX-domain-containing protein. Gene Ontology annotation, molecular function: beta-glucosidase activity. Gene Ontology annotation, cellular component: membrane. Gene Ontology annotation, biological process: glucan catabolic process; transmembrane transport. NCBI's taxonomy places the organism in Eukaryota, Fungi, Ascomycota, Sordariomycetes, Diaporthales, Diaporthaceae. The record is from RefSeq and is a predicted model, not a curated record. The transcript is spliced from 14 exons. The coding region runs from base 1 to 8724 and encodes 2907 amino acids.